GAAGCUGUCUAGCACCAGAGGCGCUGAGGGGCUCGGGAUAAAACGUGAAGCCGGCAGUGCUUGUACUCCUGGAAACAAAGCUGCCCCAAAUUCCUGAGUCACCGUGGAAAGAGGGCUGCACCACCAUUUUGAAACUGGGCAAACCGAAGCAAGAAAUGCUGCCAUAUUGAAUCCUUGCCAGCUUUGUGCUAAAGGGAGCGAGCGAGGGCCUAGGGGAGGAGGUGUAGAGUUUGGACGGAAGGAAGAGUCCAUAUGCUUUAUAGGCAUAUGAAGCCAUACUGACUGCCACGUCGGGACGGAGCAGUUUUCCUCCACUUCUGUGUUAGAAGUUGAUUACGAACGAGGGACGUCAUGCCGCUUGCCUUCGCUUGUGUGAGCAUGGGCAUGCAGUCUUAUUUGUUGCGGGCAUACCGGAUAAGGGAGGCGGAGUGUACACAAUGGAGGAGGGGCUACCACACGGAAGUGACGCAAGAAGCCGCCAUGCCUUUUGAGGGCGGUGACGGCGCCUAGCCGGCCAUGCUGGCUACGGGCACGGCUCGGAUGGCGUCUGGGCGGCCAGAGGAACUGUGGGAAGCCGUCGUGGGGGCCGCUGAGCGCUUUCGGGCCCGCACUGGCACAGAGCUGGUGUUACUGACUGCAGCACCGCCACCACCACCCCGCCCGGGGCCCUGUGCCUAUGCUGCCCAUGGCCGCGGAGCCCUGGCAGAGGCUGCCCGUCGCUGCCUCCACGACAUUGCACAGGCUCACAGGGCUGCCACUGUCACUCGACCUCCUGGUCCCCCACCAGCACCACAGCCGCCCAGCCCCGCUCCUAGCCCACCACCUCGGCCAGCCUUGGCCAGGGAGGAUGAUGAGGAAGAUGAGGACGAGCCCACUGAAACAGAGACAUCUGGGGAGCGGCUGGGCGGUAGCGAUAACGGAGGUCUCUUCAUGAUGGAUGAGGAUGCCACCCUCCAGGACCUGCCCCCUUUCUGCGAGUCAGACCCGGAGAGCACAGAUGACGGCAGCCUGAGUGAGGAGACACCCGCCGGUCCCCCAGCCUGCCCCAAGCCCCCGGCCACAGCCCUGCCUACCCAGCAGUAUGCCAAGUCUCUGCCCGUGUCGGUGCCAGUGUGGGCCUUCAAGGAGAAGAGGACAGAAGCCCGAUCGUCAGAUGAGGAGAAUGGCCCGCCCUCCUCGCCCGACCUAGACCGAAUAGCGGCUAGCAUGCGCGCGCUGGUGCUGCGGGAGGCUGAGGACACCCAGGUCUUCGGGGACCUGCCGCGGCCGCGGCUCAACACCAGCGACUUCCAGAAGCUGAAGCGGAAAUAUUAGGCGUGGAGAAAGCCUCGGCGCCUCGGCGCGCGCGGGAGGCCACUGUCUGCUCUGCCCAGCAACAGAACAAUUCUUUAUGGGAUUGGCUCGCUCCGGUUGGGCGGAGCUGGUUCUAGACGCUCAGAGGGUCAACUCCGUUUCUUGCCUAGCAACAGAAGCUUUGCCCGCACAGCCUUGACUCGCGGCCCCAGGGCGGAGCCCAGCUGCGGGAGCUGGCGCUGCUCAGCCAGUGUCCGAAGAGUUGCCAGCCGCCCUUCCAGGGUUCCCCUACCCAAUCGGUCCCGGCCUCCUGGGAGUGUGGCCAAGCCCUCCCUAACCCAGAAUUGGCCCGAGGCCUUGAAUUUCUUACACUACUAGGGCUGUUAAUGGAUUCUUUUUGUUUUGUUUUUCUUUGCCUGGGUCCUGACACUUGUAUCCCGGUCUCCCAGAGGACAGUCUCUGCGUCUGACGCCCCAAUAGGUUCCACCGCACGACAGCCUGUCCAUCAAAACUUGUCCUGUACCCAGGACGGUACCAGCUUCCUGACCCCGACCCUAACAGGUGCCUUAAAAGGCCCUCUCCCACCCAAGGUGGGGGGGCCAGGGGGCCUCACUUUCCGGCCCUGGACUUGGGUGCGGGAGAGUGGGAAGGGGAUCGGGAGAGGCGCUCUGAAAUUAAAGUUUUACCUCUGACAAGUGA
Molecule: messenger RNA, 1992 nt
Organism: Grammomys surdaster
Lineage: Eukaryota; Metazoa; Chordata; Mammalia; Rodentia; Muridae
Gene: Akt1s1
Product: AKT1 substrate 1
Exons: 6
Coding region: 517-1314 (265 amino acids)
Biological process (GO): neurotrophin TRK receptor signaling pathway; negative regulation of TOR signaling; negative regulation of protein kinase activity
Cellular component (GO): cytoplasm
Source: RefSeq, a predicted model, not a curated record